GGCUUUUCCCUUCCUGCUUUCCCGCGGUCUCUUCUUUUCGACCUGACCUGUCUCAUCCACGUUCCUCAUCGACAUGGACCCCGAGGCCCCAUCUCAGUCUCGCGACGAGAUGCUCAGUUUCAGUCUUCUGAAUCCCACCUCGGCCUCCACCUUAACCCCGCGGCUGGGCAAUCUGGCCAUCGCAGGCCGAAACCCCAUUUCCACGCCGCACUACAUUCCCCUGACAUCCCGAGGCGCGGUGCCACAUGUUGCGCAUGAUGUGAUGCUUAAACAGACUGCCAUCGGCAGUUUGUAUUUUGGACUGGAAGAUUUCAUAGAGAAGCAAAACCAAAAGAACAAAUCCCUUCCAAUUUACCAGGUUCCUACGGAAUCGCACGAGUCGGCUUUGCGCAAGUUCACUUGCUUUCCCGAAGACUUGCUAUUAGUCCUAGGACCACGUCGCGUGCCUCCGAUCCCGACCCCUCCGAUGAACACGGACAACUCGAUCGCCAUCAUGACGGCUUUUGGAUUCCGACAGCUAGACGCAAACCAAUAUGUUGAGGCCGUGCAGAAUUUGCGACCGGAUAUUGUGGUUGGGCUGGCGGAUUUGGUUGUAGGACAACGGCCUGGGUACAAAAGGCGGGGAAAGAUGGUCGAUCGGACCCAUGCCUUCGCGAUGCAUGCCACCGAAAAUUUAUACGGACAGGCGGUCUCAGAAGAGAACCGCUCCAAGACAGCCUAUUUCGCGCCGGUGCUGCCGCUGGACAAUGCCGAGCAGAUGAUAUAUCUGGAUGAGCUAGAAAGUGAUCUGCGACCACACAUCUCAGGCCUUGCCUUGUACGAGCCGGAGUCGCUGUCGGUCUUGCCUGAGACCCUAGGCAGCUUGCCUCGACUGCUAUUCGGCCAACCGGCUACACCACAGGAUGUUCUGCGCGAAGUAUCUCUCGGUGCGGACCUCCUUACGGUACCUUUUGUCGGUGUGACUUCAGAUGCCGGCGUGGCGCUGGAGUUUGCAUUCCCACCUCCAUGCCCGACCGAAGGAAGCGCUUCAGAGGCCCGACCACUCGGCUUUGACCUGUGGUCGUCUGUACACACCUUUGACACAUCACCUUUGGUCGAAGGAUGCCAGUGCUACACCUGCCGGAAUCACCAUCGCGCCUACAUCCACCAUCUCCUGACCGCCAAGGAAAUGCUGGCGUGGACUCUCCUUCAGAUCCAUAACCACCACACAAUGGAUGUAUUCUUCCAGCGGAUUAGAGAGAGCAUCCAGCGCGGAACCUUUGAAGCUGAGGUCCAGGCAUUCCAGCGAUUCUACGCCUCGGAGCUCCCCAAACAGACCGGUCAAGGUCCAAGACUUCGCGGUCACCAGAUCACCCCCUCUAAAGCGCAUCAACCACGUCGAAACCCUCGCGGGUUUGGCCGACUCGACGAUGCACUCGAGAAAUUCGCCGAGUCGCAGUCAUCGGUGGCCACACCAGAUACCGAUGCUGAGGGGCUUGAGGCUCACGGGUUCGCGAAGAAACAAGAUUCGUGAUUACUUUUUCUGCUUGUUCUCCCCUUUCUAUUUUUCCAUAGACAGACGCAUACAGCUAUCGCAUAUAUAUACAUAGCUAAGGUGUUGCGGAGUUGAAUUUUCUUAGGGCAUUCAGACCUCUAUCCUUUUCUCCCAUGCAAAAGACAUAUGACAUAC
Molecule: messenger RNA, 1669 nt
Organism: Aspergillus steynii IBT 23096
Lineage: Eukaryota; Fungi; Ascomycota; Eurotiomycetes; Eurotiales; Aspergillaceae
Product: tRNA-ribosyltransferase family protein
Exons: 3
Coding region: 74-1513 (479 amino acids)
Molecular function (GO): tRNA-guanosine(34) queuine transglycosylase activity
Source: RefSeq, a predicted model, not a curated record